GGGGGCGGAGUCUGCGCUCCGGGUCGGGCUGCGGCUGCGGCUGCGGCUGCUGCACUUCCAGCCUGUGAGGGAAGGAGGCCGAGGCCUGGGCCGAGCCCGGAGCCGCCGCUCGCCCGAGCCUCCUGGAGCCCCCGCGCCGGCUCAGCCUGGGGGCGGGCUCAGGCCCGGCCCGCCGCCAAACCCGGGACAGAGGCUGCACGCCCGAGGACCAGGCCGGCGCAGCCAUGGUUGUCGUUCUCCUGUGUCUGCCUCCACAACAGCCCUUCACAUUCUCAACCUAUCACACUGUCAUUGUGUGUUAACCUGUUUCUCCCCUUGAAAUGAGGAGGCAUCUCCCUAUUCCUUACUUGAUAUCUGCUUGAAUUUCCUGACUACUCACCUUGAGAAGUUCUGUUCAGAAAGACAAGAUGGAACGUUGUGUCUGCAGGAGCCUGGAGUAUUCCCACAGGAGGUGGCUGAUCGACUGCUUCAGACCAUGGCUUUUCAUGGUCUACUAAAUGAUGGAACUGUAGGUAUUUUUAGGGGCAACCAGAUGCGCUUAAAGCGAGCUUGCAUUCGCAAAGCCAAGAUCUCUGCUGUUGCUUUCCGGAAAGCUUUCUGCCACCACAAGUUGGUAGAACUUGAUGCCACAGGAGUGAAUGCUGACAUCACAAUUACAGACAUCAUCAGUGGGCUUGGCAGUAACAAAUGGAUCCAGCAGAAUCUCCAGUGCCUAGUGCUGAACUCAUUAACUCUCUCCCUUGAAGAUCCUUAUGAGCGGUGCUUCAGCCGACUUUCUGGCCUUCGAGCAUUAAGCAUCACCAACGUUCUCUUUUAUAAUGAAGACCUGGCUGAAGUUGCCUCAUUACCAAGAUUAGAGAGCCUGGAUAUUUCUAACACCUCGAUCACAGACAUCACGGCUCUGCUGGCUUGCAAAGACCGACUCAAGUCUUUAACCAUGCACCACUUGAAAUGUUUAAAAAUGACAACUACUCAGAUACUGGAUGUUGUUCGGGAACUAAAACAUCUGAACCAUCUUGAUAUUUCAGAUGAUAAACAGUUUACGUCAGACAUAGCUCUUCGCUUACUAGAACAAAAAGAUAUCCUACCCAACCUUGUCUCCCUGGAUGUUUCUGGGAGAAAGCAUGUGACAGAUAAAGCUGUUGAAGCCUUUAUACAACAACGACCCAGCAUGCAGUUUGUAGGUUUGCUGGCCACUGAUGCUGGUUACUCUGAAUUCCUCACAGGCGAAGGACAUUUGAAGGUGUCUGGAGAAGCCAAUGAAACUCAGAUUGCAGAAGCAUUGAAGCGGUACAGUGAACGAGCAUUCUUUGUCCGGGAAGCUCUGUUUCACCUGUUUAGCCUGACUCAUGUGAUGGAAAAAACAAAGCCAGAAAUUUUAAAGCUUGUGGUUACUGGGAUGAGAAACCACCCUAUGAAUUUGCCAGUGCAACUUGCUGCGAGCGCCUGUGUGUUUAACUUAACCAAGCAGGAUCUCGCCGCAGGAAUGCCUGUUCGACUCCUGGCUGACGUGACCCAUCUGCUGCUCAAAGCCAUGGAACAUUUCCCCAAUCACCAGCAGUUACAGAAGAAUUGCCUCCUUUCACUUUGCAGUGACCGGAUCCUUCAAGAUGUUCCAUUUAACAGAUUUGAGGCAGCCAAGCUUGUCAUGCAGUGGCUCUGCAACCAUGAGGAUCAAAACAUGCAGAGGAUGGCAGUUGCUAUCAUUUCCAUCCUGGCUGCCAAGCUUUCUACAGAACAAACUGCACAGCUUGGUGCUGAGCUCUUCAUUGUCAGACAACUUCUUCAAAUAGUGAAGCAGAAAACCAAUCAAAAUUCAGUGGACACUACUUUGAAGUUUACUUUGAGUGCACUUUGGAACCUCACAGAUGAAUCGCCAACCACAUGCAGACACUUUAUUGAAAACCAAGGGUUAGAACUCUUCAUGAGGGUUCUAGAGUCUUUCCCAACUGAGUCAUCCAUCCAGCAGAAAGUCCUAGGACUUUUGAACAAUAUAGCUGAAGUACAAGAAUUGCACUCUGAAUUAAUGUGGAAGGAUUUUAUAGACCACAUCAGCAGCCUUCUACAUAGUGUUGAAGUGGAAGUCAGUUACUUUGCAGCUGGAAUUAUUGCCCAUUUAAUAUCUAGAGGUGAACAAGCUUGGACUUUGAGCCGUAGCCAGAGAAAUUCUCUUCUGGAUGAUCUGCAUUCAGCUAUUUUGAAAUGGCCGACUCCAGAGUGUGAGAUGGUAGCAUACAGGUCCUUUAAUCCAUUUUUCCCAUUACUUGGCUGUUUCACGACACCAGGAGUCCAGCUGUGGGCAGUUUGGGCUAUGCAACAUGUCUGCAGCAAAAAUCCCUCAAGGUAUUGCAGCAUGCUGAUCGAGGAAGGAGGGCUGCAGCAUUUGUACAACAUCAAAGAACAUGAACAGACUGAUCCCCAUGUCCAACAGAUUGCUGUGGCCAUUCUGGACAGCUUAGAAAAACACAUUGUACGCCAUGGGAGACCACCUCCCUGUAAAAAGCAGCCCCAGGCCAGACUCAAUUGACAGCCAUAGGUAAUUGGAUAACGGAGGCGCAGGGAUCCUUUUUGUGAUAGGUUCAUUUGGAAUCUCUUACCCUCUGUGAUGUCUUGGAAGCUUCCAUGACGAGAGUCAAAAGCUCGGUUAGGGGUUGAUGAUGUACAGUACUGCCCACGUGAACAGUCUCUAAUUUGUCUUGUGAUUUUUAACUUACAAGGCAAGAAGGGUCUCUUCCUUCAUCAUUGCCUUUUAGGAAAUUUUCCACAUCUUUCAGUGUUUGAACUUACCCGUGCUUGAAAUUCUACAGUUUUAUGAUAAAGUUUGCACGAACACUUAGGCCAGACUUUUUUGAUCUUAAAGUCCCUUCUAAUCAAUUUGCAGCUUCAGAUAAGCUGUUAACCUGAUUUCUGGCACUGCUUCAGUUGUAAAUUUUAUACUGCUUCUGUAUAAAAUGCCUUUAUUCUCUGUGUACCUUUUAUAAGAUGUCCUUCUUAGUGUGAAAGAAUGGAAAUCUGAGUCCUCUCCUUGUGAAAGCUACUCACUGGCUGGAGCCUGAAUGGCUGGCAGAAAAAUAUAUUAAAAACUAUUAAGGAAGAAUAGAUUUUAGGAAUUGGGAAAUGGUCUGCUCUUAUGGUAUGUAUAGUUUUUAAACCGGGACAGGCUAUCCUUCUGGGGCCCACCUCUCCUGAGACAGUGACCAGUAGUUUGUAGUUUAUUUUUAUUGCCGGAAGCAUGGGCUGCCGCUUCCUACAUUGACUGCUGGUUACUCUCUAGAAAUAUUUCCCCAAGCAUCACAGUGUGAUAUUACAGCAUUCUGUGUUAAAGAUUAAGUGUCUGAAUCUCUAUAUGUCAUAUUGUUGUGAAAAUGUGAAUUUUAGAAAAAAUUGUCUCUUGUUAGAA
Equus caballus (horse) is the source of this 3400-nucleotide messenger RNA. RefSeq names its product zyg-11 family member B, cell cycle regulator (gene ZYG11B). The record is from RefSeq and is a predicted model, not a curated record. Gene Ontology annotation, molecular function: protein binding. NCBI's taxonomy places the organism in Eukaryota, Metazoa, Chordata, Mammalia, Perissodactyla, Equidae. Gene Ontology annotation, cellular component: Cul2-RING ubiquitin ligase complex.